This is a messenger RNA of Dentiscutata erythropus, 499 nucleotides long. The record is from the annotation of a GenBank genome assembly. Lineage: Eukaryota; Fungi; Glomeromycota; Glomeromycetes; Diversisporales; Gigasporaceae.
AUGAAUAAUAUCUUAAUAAUUAUUCUUGCUUUUGUAAUCUCUUCUGUUUCUGCCACCGAUAGAUGGCUUGUUGGAAUCCCUCCUGAUCAGAUUGUUAAUCAAUCAUCCUUUGCGGAAAGAGCUGUUAUAUUCUAUUGCCCGACCGGAUAUUCUGAGUGUUCAAAUUCUUAUGCAUGUUGUCCCACUGGAACGACUUGUUUAUCUGAUAAUAAAUGUGAUGUCCUUUGUUCUCUCGCUGAUAUAAAUUGCGGUAGCGGUUGUUGUGAGAUAGGCCAAACUUGUGGCGAUGAUAACUUGUGUCACAAAUCCACAAUAUACAGUGGUAGUUCUAGCUCCAGUACCUAUAGCAGCUCUAAUAGCAGUAAAAAAAACAAUACUAGUAAUGGGGAGAUUAAUGGAAAAGAUAAUGAUAACAGUACAAAAAGCAAUGGCAACAGUACAACGAUCAAAAGUAAUAGUCCAACAACCAAUGGCAACAAUACAAACAUCACUAACAGCA